Messenger RNA from Charadrius vociferus (killdeer), 1431 nucleotides. RefSeq names its product mucin 13, cell surface associated (gene MUC13). The transcript has 16 exons. Lineage: Eukaryota; Metazoa; Chordata; Aves; Charadriiformes; Charadriidae. The record is from RefSeq and is a predicted model, not a curated record. Bases 1 to 1431 code for a protein of 476 amino acids.
AUGAAUGUCAUUGGUGUUGCGGCGUUUCUCAAGGUCGGGUCUAAGCAGAUAGAGCAGAGAAUAACCACCUUUGCUCAGGUUACCUUUGACAAGCCCAUCAGCAAGGUUCAAUUGCAGCUCAUGUGCACUGCUGUUGCCAUGGAUGUGAUUCUUCCUGGAUCCAAAGGGGAUGAGAAAAGUAAAUUGGCACAGCAAGUGAAGGCAGCAUUAGGAAAUGUCCCUGAAUCAACUACUGCCACACCUGAGCCAACACCAAUUUCAGGAGGUGACCCUGGACCAGGUGAUGCCACAGAUGAGCCACCAACUGAAACCACUCCAGGAGGUGACCCUGGACCAGGUGAUGCCACAGAUGAGCCACCAACUGAAACCACUCCAGGGAACUUCUGCUACCCACACCCUUGUGGAACAAAAUUGGCUAAAUGUAUUGCUUUAUAUAGUGGUUUUACCUGCCAGUGCGAAUAUGGAUUCUACUAUAAGGAGAAGAAUUGUUACCCAGGGAAAAUAUUCCCAGGAGUCAUUAUGCUGAAUGCAUCUUACGAUGAUAGUGUUGAAACUGUAAAUUCCACACAGUAUGAAGAGGUGUUCGAACGGAUAACAAUGUUUUUUGCAAAUGCUCUCACUAAUUUAUCAGGCUUUGAACAGACUGUCAUCACAAACAUUCAAUCUCCGACAGAAGUCAGAGCUUCUCCUUCAACAAAUGUAACAGUAAUAAACCUGUUUACGGAGAAUGCAAAUGUAACCAAUGUGACAGUUAGUAUGGCAAUAACUAAUGCAACAAAAGAUUCACCCUAUGUCUCUGAAUACAGAGUUGCAGCCUAUUGUGAAGCUUUUAAUUGUGAUAAGCGAACAACAGACUGCGUAGAGCAAAUGUAUCCAGAAUGCAAAUGCAAAAGUAAUUUUUCAAGUACACAAUGGGAUGUUUUGUCUUGUUCAGAUUGCAGUAAAGACUGUACUGAUGAAGAAAAUGAGUACUGUGCAAAAGAAGAAGAGAUUCCAGUAUGCAAAUGCAAGCCUGACUUUCAAAGGAAUGAUAAAACAUGUGUACCUUGUCCAGUGGGCUAUUCUGGGGAGAACUGCAAUAACAAUAGAGAACUCAUCCUUAUAAUAGUGGGUACAGUGUUUGGAGCCAUCAUCUUGAGUUUAGUGAUAGCAGUGUCUGUUGUUUCAGUAAGAGCCAAACACAAACAAGAUCCAGAGAAGAAGAGCCUGAUAAAAUCAGGAUAUUCCAACCCAAAUACCUCUGAUGAUAGACAGUCCACGAUGUUCCCCAGAGUUCAGACCACUUCUGGCCAUGCAAACCCAGGAUAUCAGCCAAACAACCCAUAUGAGAUGCGUUCUCCAAAUAGAGGUCGUUUUCCAGACAGGGAUUAUGAUGAUAUGUACGAAAUAUCACGGGAGCCUGAGGGCUUUAGGAUGCAGAGCAGAUACUAA